AUGGCUGCCACCGAUGGGUUGUUGACUGUUCUUGAAAAAUGCCGAAUCUCACCACCGCCAAACACCGUCGGCGAAAGGUCACUGCCACUAACUUUCUUCGAUUUGCGAUGGCUACUCUUCCAUCCCAUUCACCAGCUUUUCUUCUAUGACUUCCCUCAUUCCAAAUCCCAUUUCGUCCAAACUGUUAUUCCCAACCUCAAACACUCGUUGUCCGUAACUCUUCAACACUUUUUCCCAUUUGCAAGUAACUUGAUCGUGUUUCCUGCUCCAAACCCUUCAGGUCUUGCUAGAAAACCUGAAAUUCGCCACGUGGAGGGUGAUUCCAUCGCACUUACUUUUUCUGAGUCUACUCUUGAUUUCAACGAUCUUAUAGGAAACCAUCCUCGAGACUGUAACAAGUUUUAUCCACUGGUACCUCAACUAGAAGGUGCCUCUAAAGUAUCUGACUUUGUGAAAAUCCCUAUAUUUUCCGUGCAAGUGACCAUCUUCCCGAACAUAGGCAUCACGAUUGGGCUCACCAAUCACCACACCCUCUCCGAUGCAAGCUCGAGGUAUGAUUUACUGAGGGCAUGGACUUCAAUAGCAAAAUAUGGUACGGAUGAGAUGUUCUUAGCUGGUGGAUCUUUGCCGUUCUAUGAUAGAGUGAUUGAAUACCCUCAGAUUUUAGAUGAAAUGUACUUGAAACUACCCCCGAUUCAAAAACUAGACGAAAAAUACCGGCCUCCUGCACUUGUUAGCCAGACUGAUAGAGUUCGAGCCACUUUUAUCUUGACUCGGGCACACAUCAAUCUGCUAAAGAAAUGGCUAUCAGUUCGACUUCCAACAUUAGAAUAUGUAUCAUCGUUCACAUUAGGUUGUGCUUAUGCAUGGAGUUGCAUAGCCAAAUCACGUUUGCAUCUUGAAGGAAAGACGGGUGAAAAUGAGCAAGAAAGGUUUGUUUGUGUCAUAGAUUGGAGAUCUCGUUUGGAUCCACCUGUUCCUCAAACUUAUUUUGGCAAUUGCGUGGGACCAUGUUUCACCACAACAAAUAGCACCUUACUAACAGGAAACAAAGGCUUCGUUACUGCUGUUGAAUUAGUAGGAAAGACGAUAAGGGAAACGUUGAAGAACAAGCAAGGAAUGCUCAAAGAUGCAGAGACAUGGCUAGACAGAAGCAUCCUGCAGGUUCCAACCGUGGGUGUGGCAGGAACUCCGAAGCUCAACAUUUAUGAUGUGGAUUUUGGGUGGGGAAAGCCAAGAAAGUAUGAGACUAUAUCGAUAGAUUUCAGUCGAUCGAUUUCUGUUAAUGUGAGCAGUGAAUCAGCCGAAGAUCUUGAAUUUGGUGUGUCGCUUCCUGCUAAACAAAUGGAUUAUUUUAGUACCAUAUAUGGGCAAGAAUUAGAGGAUAUAAUUUCUGAAGAAAUAUAA
This is a messenger RNA of Cynara cardunculus var. scolymus (artichoke), 1407 nucleotides long. Its product is annotated as malonyl-coenzyme A:anthocyanin 3-O-glucoside-6''-O-malonyltransferase-like. The transcript has a single exon. The record is from RefSeq and is a predicted model, not a curated record. Lineage: Eukaryota; Viridiplantae; Streptophyta; Magnoliopsida; Asterales; Asteraceae. The coding region runs from base 1 to 1407 and encodes 468 amino acids.